Chrysemys picta bellii (western painted turtle) is the source of this 4600-nucleotide messenger RNA. The record is from RefSeq and is a predicted model, not a curated record. Lineage: Eukaryota; Metazoa; Chordata; Testudines; Emydidae.
CUGGCGGACUGUACACUGCAAGUCUCACCAUCUGGCCAGUACCUGGAUCUUGAUCUGUCCCUGCUGGAGCAGAAAGAUGAGCUGGAAGGAUUCUACGAGGAGAUCGGCAAAGGGCGGCGGCCAACUCUGAUCCUGCGCACGCAGCUCUCCGUCCGAGUCCAUGUCAUCCUCGAGAAACUGUACAACUCCCAGGGGCCGGAGCUGAGGCGCUCCCUCUUCUCCCUCAAGCAGCUCUUUCAGGAGGAUAAAGACCUGGUGCCAGAGUUCGUGAACUUGGAGGGGCUGACAUGCUUGAUCAAAGUGGGAGCCGAGGCCGACCAGAACUACCAGAACUAUAUCCUGCGAGCGCUGAGCCAGAUCAUGCUGUUCGUGGACGGGAUGUUGGGCGUGAUCGCGCACAACGAGACCGUGCAGUGGCUCUACACGCUCUGCGGGAGCAUGUACCGCCUGGUGGUGAAAAUGGCGCUGAAGCUGCUGCUGGUGUUUGUUGAGUACACGGAGUCCAAUGCCCAGCUCCUCAUCCAGGCUGUCAACACGGUGGAGCAGGCUAGAGGGGCGUAUCCAUGGUCCAACCUGGUUGCAAUCUUAGAGGAGCGCAAUGGGGCCGACACGGAGCUGCUGGUGUUUGCGAUGACACUUAUCAACAAGACGCUGGCGGCCCUCCCGGACCAGGACUCGUUCUACGACGUGACAGACUGCCUGGAGCAGCAGGGGAUGGAGCGCAUUGUGCAGCGCCACAUGCACAACAAAGGCCUGGAUCCUGACGUGAAGCAGCAGUUUGCAAUCUACGAAACCUCGCUCAGACACGAAGACGGAGUGGAAGAGCUGCCGCCGGGGGCGCGCAAGGAGCGGCGGAAAACAGACGAGAACCGGCGGGGCCGGCGCUCCCUGGGUGGCAACGUAGAUGCCGGAGCCGGUGCAGGCUCCCCAAGCCCAGCCGUGGAGGACAACAAGCUGCCUGAGCCCUCCAGCCCCGCGAGGGAACCCACUGCCGAGACGGGGACGGAGAGCAGCCCAGCUCCGCCCUGCUUCGAGAGUGUUUACAACAGCACGUCCAACGUGCGGCUCUCUGCGCCGGCCUCCCCGGAGGAGAGGGAGCACCCCGGCCUGGGGGAGAGGAGCGUUUUCAAAGCUCGCUUCUUGGAAAACCUGGUUUCAUCCCAAAAGGAGAAGCUGUCUGCGAUGUCCAAGGGACGGCUUGACGUCCUCGCCGAAGCCAUUCCAGGGGGCGGCCAGCUCAGCCCAGAGCCACCCCCAGCAGGGAGGCUGGCGCUGAGCGAGGAGAAGGAGCAGAAUGAGACGGCGAACGAGCAGGAGCCGCGCCUGCCGUCAGUCGGGAUCGCUCCAGGGAGGGACGAGAAAGGAGACGGCACAUCAGGGCGCUGUGUCCCCCCGCAGGAGAGCGCCGAUCCCUGCCGCUCCGUCUCCUCGGACAAGAAGCUGAUGCGCGACAUGCUGUUUGCCAAAAGCCACGUGGAGCCGGAGCGGGACCUGCUCGUCCCUGAGGCGUCAGCCUCUGCCCAGCGCCCCCGAGCGGCUGGGGACCAGCCGAGCCAGGCAGAGCUGCAAGGCAGUCAGGACCUGGAGAACGCCAGGCCCCAUGGCAAGGCCCCUGACGGGCAGGUCUCUGGCGCCCGGACCCGGCUCCCGCGCACCCAGUCCAGUGUCGAGGCAGAAGCCAACGCUCAGAACGUGGAGCGGGCCCUCCUGACCCCAUUUAAAAAGGACUUUGAGUUCAUGUGGGAUCGUCCGGAGGCCGGCCCCAUGCUGCUGAAGAUCAAAGACCUGGACUUCUCAGACCUGGGUGAAGAGGAAGAUUUUGAUGCCUUAGAGCAAGGGGCAGUAGGAAAUGACUCUUUCCAUGUGCCUCCUCCACCACCUCCUGGCACUGGGGCACUGACUGCAGGAGGCCUCCUGGCUCCCCCACCACCACCACCCCCUCCUCCUAGCUGUCCCCCACCCCCCGGCUGUCCUCCGCCCCCACCACCCCCUGUUCCUGGCUGCCCACCCCCUCCUGCGUUGCUGGGCCCCCCUGCGCCAGAUGGCCGUUCCCCUGCCAAGAAGAAGAAGACGGUGAAGCUCUUCUGGAAGGAGCUGAAACACCCCAGUUCCCGUGCUGGGGCUGGCCGGUUUGGCCGGGGCACCGUGUGGGCGUCCCUGGAGAGAGUGGAGAUUGACGCGGACAAGCUGGAGCAUCUCUUUGAGUCCAGAGCGAAGGAAGUGCUGAGUUCCAAGAAAGCUGCUGACGGGAAGAAGUGCACGGUGAUCCUCGACCCCAAGAGGAGCAAUGCCAUUAACAUCGGCCUGACGGUGCUGCCGCCCGCUCACAUCAUCAAGACGGCCAUUCUCAACUUCGACGAGUUCGCCAUUAACAAAGAAGGGAUUGAGAAAAUCCUGACCAUGGUUCCCACCGACGAAGAGAAGCAGAAGAUCCAGGAGGCGCAGCUCGCCAAUCCCGACAUCCCCCUGGGCUCAGCCGAGCAGUUCCUGCUCACCCUCUCCUCCAUUAGCGAGCUCACGGCUCGCCUCCAGCUGUGGGCGUUCAAGCUGGACUAUGAGAGCAUGGAGCAGGAGAUCGCGGAGCCUCUGUUUGACCUGAAAUUGGGGAUGGAACAGCUGGCCAAAAACCAGACCUUCAGGUGUAUCCUGGCUACUCUGUUGGCCAUGGGGAACGUCCUCAACGGCUCCCAGAGCCGGGGCUUCGAGCUCAGUUACCUGGAGAAGGUCUCGGAGGUGAAGGACACCGUGCACCGGCAGUCUCUGCUGCACCACCUGUGCCACGCGGUGGUGGAGAGGUUCCCCCAAACCAGCGACCUCUACUCGGAGAUCGCCGCCAUCACCCGCUCAGCCAAGGUUGACUUUGACGAGCUGGCGGAAAGCCUGAGCCAGCUGGAGCGACGGUGCAAAGCAUCAUGGGACAGCCUGAAGGCCAUCGCCAAGCACGAGACCAAACCGGGCCUGAAGAGCAAGCUGAUGGACUUCCUGAAGGACAGCUCCCGGAAGAUCCACGUUCUGAAGGUGGUGCACAGACGCAUACUCCACAGGUUCCGCUCCUUCCUGCUGUUCCUGGGCUACCCGCCGGCGGCCGCGCGGGACAUGAAGGUGACGGGGUUCUGCCGGCUCCUGCGGGAGUUUGCCCUGGAGUACCGCACGUGCCGAGAGCGCGUCCUGCAGCAGCAGCGCAAACGGGCCGCAUACCGCGAGAGGAACAAGACCCGGGGCCGGAUGAUCACGGAGAUGGAGCGAUUCUCCGGCAUGGCCGACAGCCCUGAGGCAAGCUCCUCUCCAGCCGUGGGGUCGGCCUGCCCAGAGAAGCAGGCGGAUGCAGGCCAUGAGACCAUGAAGAGUGUGUUGAGCUUGGCUGUGGAGCCCCACAGCCGGCGCAGCAGGGCCAGCCGAGGCGUGGGUCGGUCAAGCCCCUCCAGCGGCUCCGUGCCCCAGGACGACAGCUCCGGCUCCCCGGCCGACGCCUCGGAUGAAAUCAUGGAUCGCCUUGUGCAGUCCGUCACCCACAGCGCCGGCCCGCGGCCGGGCGCCGCCAAGGAGCGCAAGAGGUCACGUGUCAGCAGGAAAUCCAUGCGGCGGACUCUGAAGAGCGGCCUGAGCGAUGACUUGGUGCAGGCCCUGGGCCUGGCGCAAGCUCCCAGCGUGCAAGUGUGACGGUGGCCGUGGCCAGCAGAGCCGCUGCGGAAGGAGCCUGCCUAGAGCCCGCGAUGCCCCACUCCCCGGAGCGAGCGGGGCCAUGAACGCGCUGAGCGGGAGCCCGGCCGGCCCAGCCCAGCGCUCUGCGGCCUGGAGGAAGGGAAUCGCUGGGCAGGGCCGGUGUUUGGGGAGCACCGAGCCCCUGCUCCGGGAACGCAGCCCAGCAUGCCUGGCACCACUGGAGCCUCUCUGAAGCGUCGCCUGCUGGUGCCACAGGAUGGGCACUCACGCUACAGUGGCUACUGCUUCUUCCCACCCCCACCAUGGGCCUCCCUGCGUCCUGUCCCCCCCACACACCCUGCCCUAUAGGCCCCCCCCCGCAUCCUGCCGUCCGUCCGGCCCGUGCUUUCCUGCAGUGGGGCCGUGCGCCAAGUGGAUUUGCUCUGGGGACACUAUAGUAUUUGAGCCCUUUGUGGGUAGCUGGCGAGUGCGACGUGUGCUGUGGAUUAGUUUGGCUGGGCCCUGCAAAGAGAAGCGCUGGCUGCGGCAUGGAUGGGCUGCAUAGCACUGCCACCGCACUCCAUCUCCUUGGGUUUGCCUCCUGCCUUUCCCCUUCAGGUCGCUGGAUUCCAGGGCUUCUCCGAGACUUCCCAGGGUCCCGCUAGGAAGCGAGUAGCAUUUCCCUGGUGGCUGGCACUGGCUGGCACCCGCAUCCUCCCAGGGCUCCUGGUGAUGGGCGGGGUCUGCGUGUGCACUAGCUGAGCAGUGCGUGGAAGCCCCCCUCCCCUGGGGGAGCACAGGGCUGGCUGGUCGCCCGGGAUGUGCAGUCUGACCCCCGUUAUGGUGAGUCGGGUUGUGUGCACUGCAGCCACCCUCCAGCAGCACCUGGGGUGGGAAGGUCCCAGGGCAGUCGCUGGGGCCGGUGCCAAUUGGACUGAAUAAAGACACCUGCUGUUGA